Closterium sp. NIES-65 is the source of this 208-nucleotide messenger RNA. Lineage: Eukaryota; Viridiplantae; Streptophyta; Zygnematophyceae; Desmidiales; Closteriaceae. The record is from the annotation of a GenBank genome assembly.
AUGGCGACGGUGACGACAGUCGUGUACAACGGCACGAGUUACAAUGUUACCAACAUGACGCUCUCGGAGGUGCAGGCGCGCGUGGCGGCGCUGAACUCGUCGGUGCAGAGCAUGCAGACGGAGGUGGAAAACGCCGUCAUGCUCACCGCCGAGAUCUGGCGCACCACGGCCGGCGUCUUCGUCUUCCUCAUGCAGGUGCGGUUUAGAG